UCUUACUUCAUUUGCACAAGGCUGCGCAGUGGUAGAGCAUGAUGAAACAUGUGACCACUGUUUAGGUUUUUAAGGAUUCAGAUUAAAUCAAUGUUUAGAGCAAGAGGCAAUAAGAAAGAACUAUAGAGCUGGCUAUUUAUCAUCAGAAUGAAGAUCCUUUCUUUUUUCUGCUGUCUUCUUUAUGCUAUGUGGACAGAGGGAGCAGAGAUCAACGUAGAGGGGUUUGAGGGGGGAGAAGUCUCGUUCCAGUGUUCACACAAACUUGCACGGAAAAACAAUAAAUACUUCUGCAACAAUCCAUGUUCUGUCAAUGAAGAUAUACUGGUUACUGUAAUAUCUGGAAGAAGAGCAGAGUCAGGUAGGAUAACUCUGGUGGACUCGGGGGACGGAUUCUUCACUGUGACCUUCAGGCGACUCCAGCUGUCAGACUCAGGGAUAUACUGGUGUGGGGUGGACAGGCCUGUUUUUGACACAUUCACUUCAGUAAAUCUUACUGUGAAGGAAGCGGUUGCAACCGUCACACCUGAACUUUCUUUCACAUGGACAUAUGGGAACUUUUCCAACUCAACAGAGUUAACAUCUGGAAUGAACACCAGUAGUCCUACAAACCUUUCAACAGCCUCAAACUACACUAACGUAGGAGAACAGAACAUAAGCACAGACACUGUGUUGUAUGCCAGUGUUGGGGGUGCUGCUGUGCUCACUAUCUUGGUGCUGGCGAUGUGCUUCAGGAAAUGCAGAGAAAUCUCAAAACCUCAACCACAAGUUUGCUCCAACAGCACAGACCUGAUCAGUGCAGCUGAAAGAGAAGCCAACUGUGAGUACGAUGACAUUGCUGGGGAAGUGCAGCCAAAAAAAAUCGUAUCCGAGCGAUUCUCUUGUACUCACCACUCAAAACAGGACCCACCAACAUCUGCGUCUACAGAGGCUGAAUGUAACAUACCCCUUCACAUCUAUGAAAACAUCUGCUGCUCCAGACACAAUGCAGAUUCAAGAUAUUCAGGUGCAAACGUCCAAGUCAAGCAUCAAGCCAGCUCUAGGGUCUACAUCAAACCUUUGCCGUCUACAAUAUCUGAAAGAACUGGUGAUGGCUGUUGUGGAAAACACACAAAGAAUCCUACAGCAACGAGAGAUGCAACAAGCAAACCUACAAGGAGCCGUACAAGCAAGGCAUCAGCUUCUCACUCCAUGUCUUGCAGUGAUUCCACAGACGUGAGGCCCAGAUCACUUUGGUUUGGUUUGGAUUUAUCAGAAACAGUCUGAGUUACUCUCAAAGGUGUGAUCAGUAUGAUUUUCAUGGACACUGAUGGAUAAGUGAACUGUAUGUCCUAUUCUGCUUCGCCAGUUAAAUUUCUUUCCCUUACAAAGACAUGCUGCGGGUUACAGACAGGUGCAGUCGUCUGUCUGUGGCCAACAGAGAGAAAAUCUGCAAAGGAACAUGUUUUUCUCCCUUCGCUGGGCCACUUUACAUACUUACAUGAAUGUUUGAUUUGCUUGAUAGUUAGUACUUGAUAGAGUAGAGUGAAAAAAGACGGCUGGGUGAUGGCAGUCCAAGCUCAGAUAGAUCAGGGUUUACAGGAUCACAGGAAUACCUUACAAUAUAAUGAAAUCUAAUAUAACAGCUCUAUAUGAACAUUUAGCUUUGUGAAGCUUCAAAUGGAUUUUUGAAACUGCUAUUGUUAAGACUUUACCUGUAACAUCACAGUGUUCUUGCAUUAGAUUGCAUUUUAUAAGGCACUUUGAGCUGCAUUUCAUGUAUUUUUAUUAUUCAUGGCAUUUUUUGUGACUCUAUGACACGGUUUCAACAAUAAUUAUAAGCUGAGUGGUACUUGUUAGCUAGGCUUGUUCCCUUUUAGCAGGAUGAGUUUAUCUGGUGUUUUCGUAAUUAUGAUUAGAUUUAGCUUUUGCCUUAUGUAUUUCACAAACUCAAUCACUAAGAAGUUGAAGCAUCAAAUGCUUUUUUCAAUAACAGGGAACUUGGGAAAUGAGCUUUGGGUAGCCAGAGUGCAGACAAUGCAGUUUGCAGUUUAAUCCCAGAUUUUGAGAAGAAAAGAGACCUCUUCUCCAAGAGGCAAGGUGAAAGUCUUCAAACUGACUUCCUAACUGUAGCACUUGCCUUCAUUUAAGAGAUGUCCCUGUGAAGCAGUAUCUGCAAUGUAUAAAACUCAACACAAUUUUAGAAGUUUUUAGAUAAAUCCUUUAUUGCAAAUCUUAGAUUAACACAAUUCAACAUGAUUGGUCAAUACUGGGAUUACAAAGACUACAAACUGAAACCAGAACACUUCCAAUACCAAAUACCAAUACUUUGUCCUCUGCAUACAGAUUCUGCAUUCAUAUGCAGAUAUCUGUUUACAAAAGAAGUGUGUGUGUGUUUAUAAAUGACUCUUUGUGGCAUUUUUGAACGUACAGUGGGUAAGGAAAGUAUUCAGACCCCUGUAAAUUUUUCACUCUUUGUUUCAUUGCAGCCAUUUU
Molecule: messenger RNA, 2472 nt
Organism: Micropterus salmoides (largemouth bass)
Lineage: Eukaryota; Metazoa; Chordata; Actinopteri; Centrarchiformes; Centrarchidae
Product: CMRF35-like molecule 1
Exons: 6
Coding region: 148-1263 (371 amino acids)
Source: RefSeq, a predicted model, not a curated record